AUGGAGCAAGGGAAUGAAACACGCAUUUCAAAAUUUCUUCUGCUGGGAAUUUCAGAGGACCCCAAAUUGCAACCCUUCCUCUUUGGGCUGUUUCUGUUUAUGUACCUGGUCACUGUGCUGGGGAACCUGCUCAUCAUCCUGGCCACCAUCUCAGACUCCCACCUGCACACGCCCAUGUACUUCUUCCUCGCCAACCUGUCCUUUGCAGACAUCUGCUUCACCACAACCAGCAUCCCAAAGAUGCUGGUGAACAUCCAGACCCAGAGCAAGGUCAUUACCUACAUGGGCUGCAUCAUCCAGAUAUACUUUUUCAUAUUCUUUGGUGUUUUGGACAACUUCCUCCUGGCGGUGAUGGCCUAUGACCGUUAUGUGGCCAUCUGUCACCCCUUACACUACACGGUCAUCAUGAACCGCCGGCUCUGUGGACUGCUGGUGCUGGCGUGCUGGGCCACGACUGCCCUGAAUUCCUUAAUAGACAUCUUAAUGGCAGUGCAGCUGUCCUUCUGCACAGACCUGGAGAUCCCACACUUUGUAUGUGAACUCAACCAGCUGGUCCUACUUGCCUGUUCUGACACGUUUUCCAUUGAUAUGGUGAUGUAUUUUGGAGCAGUGUUGCUGGGAGGUGGUCCCCUCGCUGGGGUCCUUUACUCCUACUCCAAGAUAGUGUCCUCCAUCCGUGCAAUCUCUUCAGCUCAGGGCAAGUACAAAGCCUUCUCCACCUGUGCUUCUCACCUCUCUGUGGUCUCCUUGUUCUACUCUACACUCCUGGGAGUGUACCUCAGUUCUUCCAUUACCCAGAACUCACAAUCGACAGCAAGAGCCUCGGUGAUGUACAGCGUGGUCACCCCCAUGCUGAACCCCUUCAUCUACAGCCUGAGGAACAAGGACCUCACAGGAGCUCUGAGAAGACUCUUCCGAGGGAAACUGUAGUGGAGACAUUUUCCAGGAUGUGCCUGUGGACUUGGGACUCAAAGACACUGAACCAGACACUGUAAUUCUUUAUCCAGACCAUGGAAAUAG
Sciurus carolinensis (gray squirrel) is the source of this 1020-nucleotide messenger RNA. Its product is annotated as olfactory receptor 19-like. Gene Ontology annotation, biological process: G protein-coupled receptor signaling pathway. The record is from RefSeq and is a predicted model, not a curated record. Bases 1 to 930 code for a protein of 309 amino acids. Lineage: Eukaryota; Metazoa; Chordata; Mammalia; Rodentia; Sciuridae. The transcript has a single exon. Gene Ontology annotation, molecular function: olfactory receptor activity; G protein-coupled receptor activity. Gene Ontology annotation, cellular component: membrane.